UGGGUGGGCCAUGCUACUACUACACUCCCCCAGUCUGGGAUGCUACUCUGGGGCUGACACACACACACGCACACACGGGUACGACUGAUCCUGGGCAGACGAUUCAUUUAACUCUAUUAGAGGGUUGUACUCACUCCGGGGAUCCCGAACCACAUCUUGAGUCCUCGCGGUGUAACACGGAGGAGUUUUAUCAUCAGGGAGGUGAUGACUGAAUCUGCAGGGAGGGCUUCCACCAUGGAGUCUGCUGCGGCUGCUCCUGACUACCCUAGGAAGAUCUUGGACUACAUGGAGGGCUUCUUGGUCUCCAAGACUAUGUUUGCGGCGUGUGAGCUGGGUGUGUUUGACCUGCUCCAGACCUCAGGGCGCCCUCUGUCUGCAGGAGAGGUAGCGCAGGCCGUGGGGGGCAGUCUGGAUGGGAUCGAGAGACUGCUGUCUGCCUGCACAGGACUGGAGCUGCUCACUGCCCACACACAGGAUGGACAAGUGAUGUACAGUAACACGGAACAGUCCCGUGUGUAUCUGACCCGCUCCAGCCCGGUGUCUCUCUACCACUCCAUCCAGUACAACUCCAGAACCAUCUACCUCUGCUGGCACUACCUGACCGACGCUGUGAGAGAGGGCACAAACCAGUAUGAGAAGGCAUUUGGGGUCAGCUCCAAAGACCUGUUUGAAGCCCUGUACAGGUCGGAUGAGGAGAUGGUGAAGUUCAUGCAGCUGAUGAACUCCGUCUGGAACAUCUGCGGCAGGGACGUGGUCACAGCAUUUGACCUUUCCCCUUUCAAGAACAUCUACGACCUUGGAGGCUGCAGUGGAGCAUUGGCAAAGCAGUGCACGUUGGCAUACCCAGAAUGCACUGUAACAAUCUUUGACCUCCCAAAGGUGGUACACAUGUCGAAAGAACAUUUUGUUACCGACGGCAACCAGAGGAUAGGCUUUCACGAAGGGGACUUCUUCAAAGACCCUCUGCCAGAAGUUGACCUCUACGUUCUGGCUAGAAUCCUCCAUGACUGGACGGACCUGCGCAGUAUAGAGCUACUGACCAAAGUCUACCGGGCUUGUAAACCAGGAGGUGGGGUAUUGCUGGUGGAGGCGUUGCUGCAUGAAGACAGAUCAGGUCCGUUGACAGCCCAGCUGUACUCCCUGAACAUGCUGGUGCAGACAGAGGGGCGAGAGCGGACGGCAGGGGAGUACACCAGCCUGCUGUCUGCCGCCGGCUUCAGGAGCGUGGAGGUGCAGAGGACGGGCAAGAUAUACGACGCCAUCCUGGGGCAUAAAUAGAGAGAACCGCAAUACCCCUGUACUCCCUGGCCCCUACAGAUGACCUCCUUCCCCCUGGACUCUUUGUCCCCUAGAGAUGACCUCAUCACCCCUGGACACCCUAUCCCCUAGAGAUGACUUCAUCACCCCUGGACACCCAGUCCCCUAGAGAUGACCUCAUCACCCCUGGACACUCUAUCCCCUAGAGAUGACUUCAUCACCCCUGGACACCCUGUCCCCUAGAGAUGACUUCAUCACCCCUGGCCACCAUGUCCCUUAGAGAUGACCUCAUCUUUCCUGGACUUCUAACUUCUAUCCUCUAUCCUACCUUAUCUUCUAACCGCUGGGCAGCCAAGUGGACAUUACUGGAGACCCUAGUCUAGAUGAUCUCUCUUCAUUUGUGUUUUUACUGUCGGGAUAAGAACACUGGGCUUUCUUCUUAUGAUGAUGCUCAUUCUCUCUGGUGUCCCUCGGGCGCGGCAGACGAUCUCUGUGUCAACUGCCUGAAACACCUGUCUUUAUGCUCAUGUUCUAGGUAUAAUUGAGUGUGUGCUCUACCCUGCUGAUAAAAGCGAUCUGGCUCAUUGCGUGAGUCCAUGGCAUUUUUUCCCAGCUCACCAUCUGCUACUCACUAUGUCGUCUUUGUAUCUGUUGGGGUAUCACUUGCUGUCUGUAUGUCUCCGUCCCCCCACUUACUGGUGCCUCCUUGCUCUUUGUAAUUGUGAAUUAAACUGUCUUUAAAAGGCAUGAAAUUAGAAUUGAUGUCAAAUCCCCCACGGAGACAGCCCAGUGUGAGCAUAAUAAUGGCAGAGUUAAGUGCUGGGUUAGAGGCACUGACAUCCCAGUAGGCAGCAGUGCCCGGGAACAGAGACGUGACAAUUAAGCUUGUUGCGGCUCUCAGGUUAAUGGUGCAAUGUCUGUUACAGGAAGACAGAGCUGGCUGUGCAUGACUGAACUGUUGUUCUUGUCCUGAUAAUCAGGGUUUGGACAAAAGUGCAGGUUUUGGAACCAUUAGGAUGAGAGGCAGGGGGAGGUUAGA
Molecule: messenger RNA, 2296 nt
Organism: Osmerus eperlanus (European smelt)
Lineage: Eukaryota; Metazoa; Chordata; Actinopteri; Osmeriformes; Osmeridae
Gene: asmt
Product: acetylserotonin O-methyltransferase
Exons: 8
Coding region: 205-1278 (357 amino acids)
Biological process (GO): methylation; melatonin biosynthetic process
Molecular function (GO): acetylserotonin O-methyltransferase activity
Source: RefSeq, a predicted model, not a curated record